AUGUUCUCUCGACCGCGCCAGCAAAGCAUAGUCGGCGGCGCCGGUGCUCCGGCCGGCGGUGCAGCAGCAGCAGCAGCUGCUGCUGCUGCUACUGCUCCUGGUCCUGGUCCUGGCCCUGGCCAAGGGCCCAGUACUCCCGUCGCGCAGCAGAACAAUGGCCAACAGCCGCAGCAGCCGCAGUUCUAUGGCCAAGUCUUCCAGCAACUGCAACCACCCCAGCAGCAGCAGCAGUACACCCGCCUGCCCGACGGCACCUUUGUUCCGGUCCAGAACAACAUCAUCUACCAGCAGCAGCCGGUCCAGGGGCCCAACGGCCAACAGUUUCAAUAUGUGCCCAUGUCGCAGCAGCAGUUUCAACAGUUUCAACAGCAGCAGCUGCAGCAGCAGCAGCUGCUGCAACAGCAACAGCAGCCUCAAUUCCAGCAGCCGUUCCAGCAACCACAGCAGGGACAGCAGGGACUACAAGGACAACAAGGACAUCAAGGACAACCGCUGCCGCCCCUGCCAUUGGAACGGCAGUCGUCCUUUACCGGCCUGCCGCCCGUCCGCCGCACGUCGACGCUGGACUUUGACUUGGCCUCGCUGAUUGGCACCGACGACAAGGGCAAGUCGACAGACGAGCCGGCGUCGACGGAUGGUCAGCAGCAGGUUCCUCAGCAGGCUCAGCAGGCUCUUCAGCAGGCGCCUCAACAGGUGCAGCUGCAACAGCCGCAGGGCCAGCAAGGCUUCUUCCCCACGCAGCCGCAGCAGCAACCCCAGCAGCUCCAACAACAACAACAACAACAACAACCUCGGCGCUUUGGCACCCCUCUGAACUUUAUCCAGCAGCAGCCCGGGCAGGCUGGGCAACCCGUCCAUCCUGGUCCUGGCCCUGCGCAGCAACAGCGCACAGCUUCGUGGGGUUUCCCACAGCAGGUGCAACAGCCGCAACAACCGCAACAGCAGGUCCAGCAGCAGCAGCCACAGGGCGGCGUGCAAAACCUCCAGAGCCACCCGCCGGCGGCACAGCAGUCCUUCCAGCCUCAGCAGCAACCUGUCCAGCAGCAGCCUGUCCAGCAGCAGCCUGUCCAGCAGCAGCCUGUCCAGCAGGGCUUCGCAGUGCAGACAAAUGCGUCCACCGCCCCCGCAUACAACCAACUGCCAUCGCAGCAGGCGCAGCAACAGCAACAACAACAGCCCCCGGCCCAGGGCCAAAAGAGCAGCAACCCGCUCCAGCGCUUCCUCCCCAAGGCCGGCAACUGGAACCUCCAAGAGUCCCACCUCCAGGAACCCUUGGCGUCCACGCGCCACCGCUCGUCGCCCACGGCGGACUCCACGCCGGACGGCCAGUCGUACUCGUUUGACAAGGAGACGGGGCUCAACUCGGCCGAGGCGCAGCUGACGCGCCAGGGCACGAUGGGCACAAUGGGCACGAUGGGGACCGAUACGUGGGGUGCCUCGUCGUCGGGAUCCGCCCUUCAGGCGCCGCCACCGGUUCUGGCGCAGGUGCAAGCCCAGGCCCAGCAGGCCCCUCCGCAGCAGCAGGCGCAGCAGCCUCAACAGCAGGCGCAACAGCCUCAACAACCUCAACAGCAACCGCUGUCCCCAGACCAGCAACAGGCACAGCAGCAGUUCCAGCAGCAGCCACCUGUGCAGUCGCCUGUCGCGCCCGUCGGCCCAGUCUGGACGCAGGGUCAGGGUCAGGGUCAGGGUCAGGUGCAGGGGCAGGGCCAGCAGCAAAACAACGCCGUCCAGGCCCGCCCACAACCGGCCGGUGCAGCAGCAGCAGCGGCCGACGACAAGGGCCGCCGCUUCUCCAAGAUUUCGACGUGGCGCAUGUCCUCGACGCCACCCUCGUCGUCGCACUCCAACAAGAACGCGCAAGGUCAGCCGCAACAGGCACAAGAGCAGGCGCCAGUGCCGCCGGGCAGCAGUGCCGGCGCCCUUCCCCCAUCGCAGUCGCAGCCGCAGCUGCUGCAGCAGCAGCAGCCGGUGCCUCAGCAAGUGCCCCAGCAAGGUCGGCCAGUACAACAAGGACAGCCGGGACAGCCGGGACAGCCGCAGUUCCAGCCUCAACAGCUCCAGCAGCCUCGGCCUGGCCAGUUGCAGUUCAACCCGCAAUUCAUGAACCAGAUCCAGGGCCAGAACCAGGGCCAGAUCCAGGGCCAGAACCAGGCCUACCAGAAUGUGCCCCUGCAGCAGCGCCAGCAGCUGUUGCAACAACAGCGCUUCCCGCAGCAGCAAUUCCAGAAUGUUCAGCAGGGACAGGGACAGGUUCAGGGACAAGGCCAGCGGAUCCCGCAGCAGCAGUUCCAGCAGCAGUUCCAGCAGCAGUUCCAGCAACAGCAGCAGCCGCCUCAACAACAGACACAGCCACAGGCGCAACCCCAGCAGCAGCAGCAGCAACAGCAACACACGGGCAAGAAGAUCCGUAACCUGCUGCCGUUUGGCAAGGGCAGCAAGGGCCAGCAGCAGCAGCCGCAACAACAGCCGCAGCCGUUCCAAGGUCAAGGCCGUCCGCUGUCGACCAUUUACCAGUACCAGCAGUCCGGCCAGCCGGGCCAGCCGGGCCAGCCUGGGCAGCCUGGGCAACCCCCGUUCCAGCAGCUGCAACAGCAGCAGCAGCCUCAGCAAAGCUUCCAGCCUCAGGUCCAACAAGGUCCUCCGGGAGCCCAGGGCCAAAUGCCCCAAGGACAACCAGGACAACCGGGCCAAGGCCAACCGGGCCCGGCCAGCUCCAUUGCCUCGUACCAAGUCUCGCCCCAGAGCCGCCAUGGCACGCCGCAGAACUUCCCCACGGCCCAGCAAGGCUUCCAACAGCCGCCGCCGCAGCAGCAGCAGGCACAGGCCCCUACGCCGUCGCAGACGCCCGUCCCGUCCAGCUCCAUUGUGGCGACCCCGGCGUCGUCGCCGCCGCCGUCGCAGCAGCAGGCCGGCAGCAUCACGCAGAGCCCAGUUCAGCAGCGUGUUGUCAGCCCCGUCCCGUCGGCGCAAAGUCCGGUUCCUGUAUCGGCCACGACCGCAGCCCCGGCUUCCGGGCCCGUCGCCGAUACCGUCUCCGCUCCGGCCCAUGCUCCGGCUCCGGUUCCGGCCCCGGCCGCGACCGAUGGACAAAACCCGGCCCCGGAGCAGGGCCCACGUGCGUCCGUGUCAUCGCCUGUGCCCAGCACGACCACGACCACAACCUCGCCGCUGCAGCAGACGGCAACUCAGUCGCCGGCGCACUCUGUCGCCCCGGCCACAACGACGAGCCCCGUGCAACCGCAACAGCAGACGUCUCCGUCGGUGGGCCCGCAGGAUGCUGUGGCCCAAAAGACACAGACACAGUCACAGGGACCGGCACAGGGAGUGGCACAGGGAGUGGCACAGCCUGGUCCCGGCCCAGUCGCUACAUCUGCGCCGAAUGGCCAGGUGAUCCCGCCCAACGGCUUCCAGCCGCCGAGACCCGUGCAGUCCUUUGGCCCGCCGGGUGCACCGCACGGCACUUUCCCCCCACAGCAGCAGCAGCAGUUCCGCCCGGGACAGUACCAGGGCCCGCCGCAGCAAUUCCAGCAACAAUUCCAGCCGAACCGGUUCCAGCCUGUCCAGAACCAGGGCCAGGGUCAGGGCCAGUUCCAGGGCCAGUUCCAACCGCAGCAAUUCCAGCAGGGCCAGUUCCAACAAGGCCAGUUCCCACAGCAGCCUCAACAGCCUCAGCAGCAGCCCAACUUCCCGCCUCCACAGCAACAGCAGCAACAGCAGCAACAGCAGGGCCCGCCGCUGACCAAGUACGCGACGCAGGGCUCGUCCCCGACUCCGGACAACUUCUUCAGCCGCACCAACACCUUUGGCAGCAUUGUGCCCAACGAAAGCAACGCCAACCGCCGCACGUCCGGUCUGCUGUCGGGCUUCAUGGGCAAAGUGCGUGGCAACAAGGACAAGAAGGACAAGGAGGACAAGGAGAACAGGCCGGGCACGUCCGCCGGCUCGGUGCCGGUGCAGCAGCAGCAGCAAUACCCACAAGGCAGCGUUGGAAGCCGUGUCGGCGGUAUCGGCGGUGUCGGCGGUGGCCUCUCGCAUGCCUCGACGUUUAGCACGCUGCCAGGCAGCCCGCACGGCACGCCGUCGCCCCUGCAGCAGCAGCCGCCCUUCCAGCAGCCGUCGCGGCCGUCGUUGAGUGGCCCGUCGACGCCCGUCGGCGGCGCUGCGAACGGUCCCUUUGGCCGCCCUCGCGCCGCAUCCAACGCACCGUCGCUCGGAGCCAAGCCGUCGCAGCCGCAGCCACAGCCGCAGCCGCAGCCGCAACAGCUCCAGUCGCCGCAGGCAACGCAGGCUCCCAACAACGGUCCCCAGCAGCAGCCAUCGUCUGGACCGUCCGGCACUCCCAGCGCCGACCCAGCUUCCUCGCCGUCGCCGCUCUCCGUCAACACGAACCGUCUGCCUGCAGCAGGCCCCGGCGAUCCCAACCAGACGCAGAGCCCAGCCACGGCCGGACCCGUGUCCUCCGGCGCGACAGGCACCGGUCCUGCAUCGGCGUCGACUGUGCGCAGCAACGUCGCAUCGCCCGUCUCCGGUGGCAGCAACAAUGUCGCCGCGCCGUUGACCCGCGAGACCAGCGCACAGUCGCCCUACUCCGGUCCUUCCGGUCCGGCUGGUGCCUCUGGUGUGCCUACCGGCCGCGCCAGCAUCGACGCUGGCUCAUCCGGCUUUGCCGGCCCUGUCCCGACGGCCCGCGGCCGCCUCCCGUCCACCUCGGUACCAAACGCGCCCAGCCCGCUGUCGCGCAAGCCUGUCAAUGCAGCGCCGUCUCCCCUGCAGCAAGCAUCCCAGCCUCCAGCCCCUCCCGCAGGUGAUGCCACGGCGCAAGAUGGCGCUGCGACGCCCACGCAGGCGGCGCUCCGUCGCCCGCCGGGUCUUGGCGAGCGUCCUGUGUCGACUGUCUCUGUGCUCACGAUCAAUGGCGGCCAGUCUGGCACCUCGGCCCAUGCUGGUGGCAAGCCUCUGACCGACAUUGCGCCCGCUUCGACCACGCGCAGCGGCUCGCCCACGGUCUCUAUGGUGAGCAUGCAGCCUCCCGUCAGCUCGUCCGGCGCCACCGUCGCGCCCUCGCCGCCGCCGACUGGGACCGGCGGUCCGUUCCAGCGUCCUGGCGAAGAUGGGCAGCAGCUGACGCCGGCCCAGACCAACAAUGGCCAGCAGACCGUCUCCUUUGCGGCCAGCCACGAACAGAUCCCGGCCGCCAACCAGUCGAGUGCGUCUGGCCAGGUCUCCCGCACCGAAAAGGAAAUGGAACGCGCCAAGAAGUUCUUUGGCCGGUUCCGCCGAGGUGUCGGUGGUGUCGUGGGCGGCGUGGCCGGCGUGGCGGGCGGCAAGAACAGCGGAGCCAACGGGGCCAACGGGGCCAGUGGCAACGGCCAUGCCAACCACAGCCAUGACAACGACAACACCGCCAACGAUCCCAACGGCCCGCCGCCCGGUGGCCCGCAGUACCCGCCCGGCCACGCGCCGCCGGGCGGUCCUGUGCGCCCGAGCAUGCAGCUGGAGCGGCCCGGGUCGAACCAGUUCGUGCCGCAGGUGCAGGGCCAGUCGUCGCCGUCGGUUCAAGUUGCGGGCCCCGUGUCCAACGGCACGGCCACGGCUCCGGCGGCCAUUCCCCCCCAGCAGACAGGUCAGCCGACAGGUCAGCAGCAGACGGGCGGCGUCCUGCCAGGCCCCCACCGCAUGUACCAGGACCAGCGGCUCGCCCAGUUCCUCGGCCCCGUCCAGCCCAACAGCGUGCCGCCGGUGGACUCGCCCGCCGGUGCCCGCAAGCAGGCCCUGCAGCAGCAGAUCUCGCCCACCGAAGUGCGCCAGCAGCAGAACCUCCCUCCCCUGCCGCAGGUUCCGCAAAGUGCCGUGGCACCAAACCAGCUGCCUCAACAACAGCAGCAGGAGCAGCAGCAGCAGCAACUGCAGGGUCCCCAAGGCCAGCCUCCGUCCCAGCAGAAGCCGCAUCAGCACAGCACGUUUGGCUCGCUGUUCCGGCCCAAGGUGCUUCAGCAGCAGCAGCAACCCCAGCGGCAGCCCCAACAGCAGGCUCAGCAGCAGGCUCAGCAGCAGGCUCAGCAGCAGCGCCCUCCUCAGCAACCGCAGCAGCAGCAGCAGCACCAGCAACAGCAGCAACACCACCACUUCCACAGCCUGCCGCACCACCAGCAACAGCAAUUGCACCAGAUGCAGCAGCAGCAGCAGCAACAGCAGUAUCAGACGUACCAGGAGCGCCAGUACGGUGCUGUACCGAUCCCGCACAGCUAUGCCGCUGUCCACGGCGAGGGCUCCGUCGCUCCCUCGCAGUACAAUCUGAGCCGCCAGCCGCAGCCGCAGCUGCAACAGACGCAGCAGCCGCAACUCCAACAGCCAUAUGGCCAGUUCCCGCCCCAGCAAAACCAGCAGUUCCAGCAGCAGCAGUUCCAGCAGAACCCACAGUUCCAGCAGCAACAGACCCAGCAGCCACAGCAGGCGUGGAACUCGGCCGGUCCGCAGCCUCAAGGGCAAGGCCAACCCCAGUUCCAAGUUCAGCAACAGCCUGGUCAGCAGGCCGUCCAAGGCAACGCGGUCCAGGCCAACGCGGUCCAGGCCAACGCGGUCCAGGGCGGCCCGCAGCAGUCGCCGCAGCAGUCGCCGCAGCAGACCCAGCCUGGCCAGGCUGCUUCCCGGAGCACGACCGGCCCUGGGCCUGCGCCUCCAGCCACCGCCACUGUCGGUCAAGCUGCGACAGCGCCCGCACACCCUCUGCAGCAGCACCCCGUCGCGUUCAUGGUCCCGCCCCCGCCGCCUGCCACGUCGAGCUUCUCUGCGGAUGAGGAGGUUGUCGCCGAUGCCGUGCCCGCGCCCCUGCAGCCCUCGCCGCCGCCGGCCUCCAAAACGGGCGACGUGGCCGGCCGUAGCAUCCCUGUCACUGCCGCCGCCACCACCGCCGCCGCUGCAAGCGUCGCUGCCGCCGCUCUCCCUGUCAAGGCAGAAACGCCCGUCUCGUCGCUCCACCCGUCGCCGCAGCCCGACCCGUCCCAGCUGAGCGAGGGUGCCUCGGCGUCCGUCAGCCAGGCCCUUCCCAGUCAGGAGACCAGCCAGGAGGCCAGCCAGGAGGCCAGCCAGAAGACCAGCCAGGCGCCCAGCGAGACCGCCCCGACGCCCUCGGCGACCACGCCGGCGGCCACGAACGCCGUCGUUGCGCCCGCGCCCCUGUUCGUGCAGGGCCCCGUUGUGCACAGUUCUGAGCAGCCCAGAAGCCCCGUCCAGACAAAGGUCGAGCCGCCUGCAGUUCAGCCGCAGAGCCAAGUCUUUGUCCAACUGGCAGAGCCGGUCUAUGCUGCGCCGGUUCUGGCCCAGCCCUCGGCCCAGCCCCCGGCCCAGACUGAGAUCCAACCCGCUGCCAACGAGACGCCCCUCACCAACGGUGCCCUCGCCGCCGCCAAGGCCGCCCAGCUGUCGCCCAUUGCCACGGCCGCAGCAAACAAGCACGUGCCGGUCGAGGACGAGGACAUUUACAACGCCACGCCGCUGCACCCCAGCGCCCACACGCACGCCAACAAGACCAACAAGGUGUCGGAAGACCAGACCAUCCUCGACGACCCGCCGGCCUCGCCUGUUGGCCGUGCGGCGGAGCGUGCGGCGGCGCCCGUUGCGGCGCCUGUUGCGGCUCCCUUCGUUGUUGAGUCGGCAGCCCCCUCGGAUGCUGUGCCUGCUGUUCCGGCGGCCAAGACGGCAGAGCCUACGAUUGCUGCUGCUCCUGCUGCUUCUGCUACGAUUGCCACCACUUCGCCCGCUCCCACCUCACCUGCCGUUGUUAUCCCGGCCACAGCCUCUCGCGCGGCCGCCGACAUCACCUCCCCCGUUGGCCCUGCCGCGUCCGGCGAGCCCGACGUCAACAACAUUACACCGCCCUCGCCCGUUGACGACAUGGACUUUACCGAGUACGGCUUCCCGUCGGCCAAGCCGUCUGCCACCGGCGGUUUCGGCCGGUCGACCGGCGCCAACGGGUCGGCCGGCGGUGCAUCGGACGGCAACGGCGGCGGCUCUGGCGAAGAAGGCGACGCCGUGUCGCGCCAAAAGACGAUCCGCCAGACCUCGGCCCAGCAGUUUGAAGACUACAAGCGCCGCCAGAUGCUCAAGGACCUGGAGGAGAAGAUCCCCGUCUUUGUGCCCGAGCCCGACGAGGAGCUGGAAGCCCAAAAGCAAAAAGAGCAAGAAGAGCCCGCCAUGUCCGCCACGAGCUACCCGGGCCAGGAGUGGAACCCGUACGAGGAGUUUGCCUACGUGGACGAUGAGUAG
This is a messenger RNA of Sporothrix schenckii 1099-18, 8268 nucleotides long. RefSeq lists its product as uncharacterized. The coding region runs from base 1 to 8268 and encodes 2755 amino acids. The transcript is spliced from 2 exons. Lineage: Eukaryota; Fungi; Ascomycota; Sordariomycetes; Ophiostomatales; Ophiostomataceae. The record is from RefSeq and is a predicted model, not a curated record.